Molecule: messenger RNA, 912 nt
Organism: Dovyalis caffra
Lineage: Eukaryota; Viridiplantae; Streptophyta; Magnoliopsida; Malpighiales; Salicaceae
Source: the annotation of a GenBank genome assembly
AUGUUAGUAGCUGGCGAAAUACAAUAUGAUUUUUCUUUUCCUCGUUCAAUUCAAGCCCGGCAUAGUUCUCUUCCUGAAUUGAUUGUAACACAAGAUACUCAUCAGCCCAACAAUGGCAGCAGCAUCAAUGGCCCUCUCCUCUCCUCCCCUUCACUCGCUGGAAAGGCGGUGAAGCUAACCCCAUCCUCCCCUGAGCUCAUGGGCAAUGGCCGAGUUUCCAUGAGGAAAACCAGUAGACCUGUUUCGUCCGGAAGCCCAUGGUACGGCCCGGACCGUGUUAAAUACUUGGGUCCAUUCUCUGGUGAGCCCCCAUCCUACUUGACCGGUGAGUUCCCUGGUGACUAUGGCUGGGACACUGCUGGCCUCUCUGCAGACCCAGAGACAUUUGCCAAGAACCGUGAGCUUGAAGUCAUCCACUCCAGGUGGGCUAUGCUUGGAGCCCUUGGAUGCGUCUUCCCCGAGCUCUUGGCUCGCAACGGUGUCAAGUUCGGCGAGGCUGUAUGGUUCAAGGCUGGAUCUCAGAUCUUCAGCGAGGGUGGACUAGACUACUUGGGCAACCCAAGCUUGAUCCACGCACAGAGCAUCUUGGCUAUCUGGGCAACUCAAGUGGUGUUGAUGGGUGCUGUUGAGGGUUACAGAAUUGCUGGAGGGCCACUCGGUGAGAUCACUGACCCAAUCUACCCAGGCGGAAGCUUUGACCCAUUGGGCUUGGCUGACGACCCAGAGGCAUUCGCUGAGUUGAAGGUAAAGGAGCUAAAAAACGGUAGGUUGGCUAUGUUCUCAAUGUUCGGAUUUUUUGUCCAAGCCAUUGUCACUGGAAAGGGUCCAAUUGAGAACUUGGCCGACCACCUCGCAGAUCCCGUCAACAACAACGCCUGGGCAUAUGCCACCAACUUUGUUCCCGGAAAGUGA